AAACGAUGACGGAGAACAUGAUGGAGAGUGUUCCCCUCUCCAUGGAGGAGCGAGCAAAUCUUGAGCAUAGUCGCCGACGUGGGAAGCGACAGAGAGCAUUUGAUCCACCAUUGGAGGAGGCUUUGGAUGGCUUGUCGAUUGUCUCGGAGAAAUAGCAGCCCACGAAAGCAAUGGAUAUCACGGAGGCAUCUAGGAAACUAGAAAGACCAAAAGUGUCUUACCGUGAUAAGCUCACCAAUGCGGCUGGGCAUGAGGAUGAGUGGAAAGAUUGGGGAGAAAUAGGGGAAGGGAAUGAUCCGCUAUUGGAGAGCUUCGAGGCUACUAACGGUAAGGUGCUUAAGAUGGAUUAUGCAACCAAGCAUGCUGUGAGGGGGAAAUAUGCUAAGGUAUGUGUAGAAAUAGACCUCACCAAAAAACUCCCUGGUGUUGUUUAUGUGGAUGGAGAUAGCAAUGGUUACCCGGUUGCUUAUGAAGGCCUAGAUAAAAUAUGUUUUGAAUGUGGCUGGUAUGGGCACCGGCGGGAGGAGUGCAAAUUGACCCAGGAGAAGAACACAACACAGGAAGCUACGAGACUUGCUCAAGCAAAUGAAUUGAACCAGGCACCGGCUAAGCAACACAUGAGAGUAUUGGCAGAUCAGAAUAAGGCUACUUUGGCGGCAGGACCGACGACUGCUCCACCAGCAGCGGAGCGGGCUGCUAGGGUGAAUCAAGUCCAGGGAGGAAAUAAAUCGAGUGGAGGUAGCAAAUCAAAAGGUGGGAAUGGUAUUGUAGGAAAAAACUUCAAUGGAGAAUUGGUUAAAUCUAUUAGAAAUGGAGGUUCCAGUCAAGCAACGGCUAAGGCCCUAAAUCUGACGAUUAAAUGGCAACAAAAAAGGAAAGUUGUUGCUGUGGCGGAAAAAAGCCCUGAGGCUCCUACUAAGGCCCAAAAUCUAAGUGGGCCAGGUGAAACUUCUAUAGCUGCAACCAAUUCCAUGAAGCUACCCAAAGACUUUCGAGUGGACCUACCUAGUCUUACUUCAAUUCGCAAACAAAGACAGCAGCCUAAGAAAUUAGGGAAGAGCCCACAAGUGAAAAUUGCGUUUACUAAGCCUACAUCUGAUUCUAAGGGGGUAGCAUCAUUAAAAAACUUACCGCCACUGGGUUUUCAUGAGGACGAUGGCCUUUUUGUUUUCAGCAGGACUCAAGAUGCAAACCUAACCAUCACAAAAGAUGGGUUUGUCCCAGUGAUGGAGGUUCUUAUGCAACAGGAAACCACUUUGAUGGAACAAGACACUACAUCAGCUUUGCUUAGUGACAGACAACAUUUGCAAGUCAAUGAGAAAGCUAUGAGCGUCGAACGAGUAGAGGUGAUGCUUUUGACUCAGUGGGGUGCAGCAAGCAAGGGAUUUUUGCGGACUGCACAAGAAUUGAUUAAAAAACACAAACCAGAUAUUUUUAUUAUUGCUGAGCCAAGAAUUAGUGGCACUACUGCAGAUGAUAGAAUUAAUGAUCUAAGGUUUGAUGAGUCUGUUAAAGUAGAUGCUAAAGGCUUUUCAGGUGGUAUUUGGAUUCUAUGGAAUAGAACUAUUAGGGAUAUAACAAUUCUAGACUGCUUCUCACAAGCAAUUACUUUACUUGUCAAGCAAGCUCAUAGGGAUCCAUGGCUACUGUCAGCAAUUUAUGCUAAUCCUGUACCAACCAUUCGAGAGAAGUUAUGGCAACAUCUAGAACAGUUCACUUAUACAGACAGUUUGCCAUGGCUUUUACUUGGAGAUUUCAAUCAUAUUAUAUCAAGUGAUGAGCAUUCUAAAGGACGAGUCACAGGGCUUCGUGGGGCAUCUCUUAUGAUGAGCUUUAUGCAAAAUAAAGGUUUAAUUGACUUAGGUGCUGCAAGGUGCAAAUAUACAUGGACUAAUAGACAACUUGGUGGCCACCUAAUGAUGAAAAGAUUGGACCGAGCUUUAUCAAAUGUUUCUUGGAGGGUUUUGUUUCCAGAGGCCUUUGUACAGAAUUUGCCACGCACAAGGGGGGACCACUGCCCUAUCAUCUUGAAUACUAAAGGGCUUGAUAUUCCUUGUCGCAACCAUCGACCUUUUCGGUUUGAGGCGGCAUGGUUAACGCAUCCUUCCUUCAAAAAUUUGUUGGUUAAUUCAUGGAACCCUGAUGUUUCCUUACAUAAUGCUCUUAACAUCUUCAUGAGGGAAGUGCAGAAUUGGAAUCAACAAGUUUUUGGCAACAUUUUCCAUCGGAAGCGUAGACUGCUUGCUAGAUUAUAUGGAGUGCAAAAAUUGCUUGAAACUCAACCCCGACCAUCUUUGUUUGCCUUAGAGACUCAUCUUCUAAAGGAGUACAAUGAUACCCUACAGCAGGAAGAACUUCUUUGGUUUCAAAAAUCUAGGUCAAAGUGGGUACAAUUUGGAGAUCGCAACACACGUUUCUUUCAUAGCACAACAGUUAUCAAAAGAAGAAAACAAAGGAUUCUAGCCUUGAAAAGAGAUGACAAUACAUGGUGUUUUGAACCGAAUGAACUGCGUAAUUUGGUGGUUAAGUUCUUCAAGACUUUGUAUUCAUCAUCUGAGCAGGUUCUUGAUCCUAUGACAGUUAUGAACUUUCCGCGAUGUGGGCGGUUAAGUGCUGAGCAGUACCAGCAACUCAUAAUACCAAUUUGUGAUGAAGAAAUCCAAAAAGCUAUUUUCUCGAUGGACCCCUACAAAGCACCGGGUGAUGAUGGAUUCCAACCAAUCUUUUUCCAAGCAAAUUGGGAUAUUAUUGGUGCUAGUCAGAAAGUAAAUGCUAGCAAGUCAAAGAUCUUCUUUUCUCCAAAUACAAACCAAGGAUUAAUUGAUGAGAUCACUCAAUUUUCGAGGAUAGAAGCAACAGAUGACCUUGGUCGCUACUUGGGUGUUUCUUUACAUCACAAGAGAGUUACUAGGGCGACCUAUUAUGACUUGCUUCAUAAAGUUAAAACCAAGUUAUCAAGCUGGAAGGCUGCACAAUUAUCUUUUGCAGGACGCCAAGUGCUAAUUAAAUCAGUAUCUUCCACAGUUGCAAACCAUGCCAUGCAGUCUGCAAAGCUUCCUAAUGCUGUGUGUAUGGAUAUUGAUAGAGCCAAUAGGGAAUUUUUAUGGGGAGGAUCGGAUGACAAACGUAAAAUUCCACUAGUUCGAUGGGAUGUGGUCUGUACCCCUAAAGAGUUUGGUGGCUUAGGAUUUAGAUCAACCUCUUCCAUGAAUUUAGCAUUGCUAUCCAAAGUAGGAUGGAAGCUUGCAACUGAGUCAGAGCCACUGUGGAUUCAAAUACUAAAGGCUAAAUAUUUCCCUAAUUGUGAUUUUCUUCAAGCAGAGUCUAAACAAAAUGCAUCAUACACAUGGAAGGGCAUUUUAGCAACUCAAGAAUUGGUCUCCAUGGGCAUGGGUCACAUGGUUAACUCAGGAAUGAAUACAUCUUUUUGGCUUAAUAGCUGGCUUACUGAUAGACCUUUAUUUUUUGUAGCUACUGGCCCCAUUCCUGAAUCUGAGUUACGAAAGAUGGUGACCAACAAUAAAGAGUCUAUGCUGAAGAAUCAUUUCAUAGAGGCUGCUUGCCUUUUGAAGCAACAUCAUGCAAGCUUGAGAAGGGAAUUUCAAGUAGGUUGGGAUCCUCCACCAACUAGAUUUGUUAAGUUAAAUGUUGAUGGUUCUGCUCGCAGUUCACCUAGCCUUUCAGCGGCUGGAGGCUGUUGCCGUGACGCAUUAGGAAAUUGGUUGUUUAGCUUCAAUCAACAGCUAGGUGAUGGCCACGCCAUUCGUGUAGAACUUUUUGCUUUAUGGAAAGGCAUGGAGCUAGCUUGGAACAUGGGGUUUCAACAUGUUAUUGUGGAGACAGAUUCUCUUUUAGCUGUUCAAAAAUUGCAAAGGGGAGGUUUCCUUUACUUUGAACAACCCCCUGAUGUGGUUCGAUCUCUUCUUCAAGAAGAUAAUUUAGGAAUUGUAGGCCAUGUGCCACUAGAUAAUCCAAUGCUGAAGAACAGGGCAGGUGGACUUUUCAUUCAAGGAUUGGACCUCUUCUCCAGGGGAAUGCGCAAAGAAAAUCAAAAUGGGGUGAGGAAAUGAACGCAUCGGGUGGGUAUACUUGUAUUGGAGUGGUAAUUAUCUAGCUCCAGAGAUUGUAAAGAAGGAAUAAACCAAGAAUGCAUGUGGUUUUGAAUACCUAUUGUAUUUUAUAUUAAUAAAUUUUUUGUUGUUAA
Messenger RNA from Rubroshorea leprosula, 4204 nucleotides. The record is from the annotation of a GenBank genome assembly. Lineage: Eukaryota; Viridiplantae; Streptophyta; Magnoliopsida; Malvales; Dipterocarpaceae.